Nicotiana tabacum (common tobacco) is the source of this 891-nucleotide messenger RNA. The record is from RefSeq and is a predicted model, not a curated record. Lineage: Eukaryota; Viridiplantae; Streptophyta; Magnoliopsida; Solanales; Solanaceae.
AUGUCCAUCGCCAAAGAUAUAUUUGAUGGAAUCACUCAUUGGAUAGUGGUGUAUUUUGAUAAUGUUCACAAUCAUGAACUUUUGAGUGAUAAAGAGGUACAAUUUCUCUCCGCUUAUCAAAAUAUUGACAUUGUUGAUCAAACACGAAUUACACUUCUUGCUAAAGCUGGUUGUUCCAUAAAUUUAAUCAGAAGAGUGAUUGAAUUAGAAAAGGGAGUAGAUCCAGGCCAAUUGCCUUUAACAAAAAAAGAUAUAAGAAACUUUGUUCAAUCAGAAAGUUCUACUAAUAUUGAAAGUGAUGCCCUGGAGCUAUUGAAAAUAUGCAAGAGCUUAAAAGACAAAGAUGUUGAUUUCCAAUAUGAUUUCACUGUUGAUGGAUGUCAAAGACUCGAACAUGUCAUCUGGGCAUUCAGAGACUCUAUUCGUGCUUAUGAAGUUUUUGGAGAUAGUUUCGUACGUCUUAUGAAUGGAAAGCACCCACAGACUAUAUUAACAGAUCAAGAUCUUCGCUUAACCGAAGCUAUUGCCAAUGAAUUGCCGCAUUUUAAACAUGCCUUUUGUAUAUGGCAUAUUACAUCCAAGUUCUCUACUUGGUUUUCUUUUGUCCUUGGUUCAAGAUAUUUGCAAUUUAAAUUUGAAUUUCAGAGACUUUAUGAACUUGGUAACAUCGAAGAAUUUGAGCACCAAUGGGAUGAAUUGAUCUCUCAGUUUGACCUUGGAUCAGAUAGGCAUAUUAAAUUGCUAUAUUUAAAUCGUGCAUCUUGGGCACUACCAUACUUGAAGGGAUACCUUUUUGCUAGAAUGACGACGACUGGACGCUCAGAAUCUAUAAAUGCAUAUUUGAAAAGAUUUUUACAUGCAAGAACAAGUUUAAAAGAAUUUGUUGAGUAG